UAUGCUCGUCUAUAAUCGUGGCAAACUAUGGCGUCUACGACCCAGAUAGCCAAAAUUUUCUGAUGCAAUACUGAAAAUAACACGGCGAUUAUCAGCAUUUUGUAUAUUUCCAUACUUUAUUGGUAACGAAAUAUCAGCAAAAUGACAGAAGAGGAUUCGAUGUUUGAUCCUAAGUUGAUGAAGAAAAAGAAAAAGAAGAAGACUGGAUUUGAUGUGGAUGCAGCUAUUGCAGAGGGAGGUAACAUUGUUAAUGAAACUAUAGAAAACAAUGACAAAGAAAACAUGGAUGUUGAAACGACUCCUGCCGAUGAUGAUGAAGCUUUAGAUUUAGAAAACUUUGGGAAAAAAAAAAAGAAAAAGAAAAAGUUUAAUUUAGAAGAACUUGAUGCAGCUCUUCCUGAUAAAACUCCAGAAACGACGGAACCACAGGCAGAAGAACCUGAAAUUGAAGACUUAAAUUUGACUCUUGACUUCACAAUGGGACUAAAAAAGAAAAAGAAGAAGAAGAAGGAUCUUGAUGAACUUAUGGCAGAGGAAAGGAAAGAAAAUGAAACAAAUGAAAAUGGCUGCACUGAGUCCGAGCGAAGUGCAGAUUAUGAGGAGCCAAGUCAGUGGGUCGGCUCAGACAGAGAUUACACAUACGAUGAGCUACUCGCCAGAGUGUUCAACAUCAUGAAGGAAAAGAAUCCUGACAUGGUUGCUGGCAAAAAACAAAAAUUUGUCAUGCGACCUCCUCAAGUCGUUCGUAUUGGAACAAAAAAAACAUCGUUCUCUAACUUCACCGAGAUUUGCAAAACGCUUCACAGGCAACCAAAACAUUUGCUCGACUUUUUACUGGCUGAACUGGGUACGAGUGGUUCCGUAGACGGUAAUAGCCAACUUAUUAUCAAAGGGAGAUUCCAGCAAAAACAAAUUGAAAACGUCCUGAGGAGAUAUAUCAAGGAGUACGUGACUUGUCAUACGUGUCGCUCUCCCGAUACUAUUCUACAAAAGGAUACGCGGUUGUUCUUCUUACAAUGUGAAACAUGUGGCUCGAGAUGUUCUGUUGCCAGUAUCAAAUCUGGUUUCCAGGCUGUCACAAGCAAACGUGCUGCGAUUCGGGCCAAAACUGCCUAAAAUCUAAUCUCGUGAAAUAAAAAAUCUACUUGUUAAUUUAGUGACUAAUUUUGUCAAGUUUUCAUUGUUUUCUUCUUAUGGCUUUUUACCUUGCUCCUUGCUCUAUAAAUAUAAAACAGUUACACUGAAAAAAUAUAAAACAAA
Phymastichus coffea is the source of this 1260-nucleotide messenger RNA. RefSeq names its product eukaryotic translation initiation factor 2 subunit 2 (gene eIF2beta). Gene Ontology annotation, molecular function: translation initiation factor binding; translation initiation factor activity; mRNA binding. The coding region runs from base 142 to 1116 and encodes 324 amino acids. The record is from RefSeq and is a predicted model, not a curated record. The transcript has 7 exons. Gene Ontology annotation, cellular component: eukaryotic translation initiation factor 2 complex. Gene Ontology annotation, biological process: translational initiation; formation of cytoplasmic translation initiation complex; formation of translation preinitiation complex. Lineage: Eukaryota; Metazoa; Arthropoda; Insecta; Hymenoptera; Eulophidae.